AUGUUGCCUUCAUGCAUGAGGGGCGUCAGAAACAUCACUGAAGUUAUUAUCAUCCCUGUAAUUAUCAAAAUCACUGUCAUUGAUUCAUCUGGCUACAGUUCCUGUGGCUUCCCAGAAGGCACUAGAAAGAAAAAUAACAGCCCAACAAGGACCAUAUCAAUUAAAUCCAUGUUAUGCCACUGGCUGGUACAAUCACAUGGUAGCAGCAGGCCGGGCUUUGUCAUUGGUGUAGUGACUAAGUUCUACCAACACAUCUUGGCCUUGGUGUUUGCAGUCCAUGAGAUCAAUGACAAUCCCAAGAUCUUGCCCAAUGUCACACUUGGCUUCCACAUCUAUGACAGCUAUUAUGAUUCCAGGAAGACCUACGGUAACACUCUGGACCUGCUCUGCAAAUCACACACAUUUGUUCCUAACUAUAAAUGUGACAUAAAGAAAAAUCUAAUAGGAGUCAUUGGAGGACUCAAUUCUGAGAUGUCCUCACUCAUUGCAGAUAUCUUAAGUCUUUAUAAGAUUCCACAGAUUUCAUAUGGCUCCUUUGAACGAAAAGCAAGUGAUCACACUGACUACUCUCCUUUUUACCGCACGGUUCCCAAUGAGGAUAUUCAGUACCUGGGGAUCAUCCAGUUACUUCUUCAUUUUGGAUGGAUGUGGGUAGGGCUCAUCACAUCGGAUAAUGAAGGCGGAGAGCGUUUCUUGCAGGUCUUGGAGCCGAUGCUUUCCCAGAAUGGAAUCUGUUCGGCAUUCACAGAUAUUGUUCCAAAAAACCCCAAUUUUCUCAGCUUAGAUGAACUAAGUAAUCUCUAUUUUACUAAUAUUCCUGUUUUCUUGAAGAGCAAAGCCAACGCAGUUGUUAUUUAUGGAGAAAAUAGAUCCCUUGCACGGCUGAAGGGUAUUGUAUUGAUAAGAACUUUGCCUUCUCUAAUAGCUGCUGAAUAUGAGAAGAUGAGCUCCAGAGGGAAAGUGUGGAUUAUGACAGCUCAAAUUGAUAUCACAUUGCAUCCCCUUCAAAAGGCUUUUGAUAUGCAGAUACUCCAUGGUAGCAUCUCUUUCACAAUUCAAUCCAAGCAAGUUCAAGGCUUCCAAGAAUUUCUCCAAACAAUCCACCCAUCUCGGGCAAAUGGUGGUGGGUUUAUCAAAGAUUUCUGGGAGCAAGCAUUCGACUGUUCCAUUCCAAAUCCUGAUGGCCCAAAUGAAUCGAGUGAAUCCUGUUCUGGAGAGGAGAGGCUAGAGAGCCUUACUGCCCCUUUCUUUGAAAUGAGCAUGACUGGCCACAGCUACAGUAUCUAUAAUGCUGUCUAUGCUCUGGCACAUGCUUUUCAUGGCAUGUACUCAUCUAGAACCAACCACAAAGCAAUGGAGGAUGAGGGCAGAUGGGCCCCUCAGAAUGUGGAACCCUGGCAGCUUCACUCUUUGAUUCAGAGGAUCUCGUUCAACAAUAAUGCAGGAGAUGAAGUUAAAUUUAAUGAACAUGGAGAAUUAGUGGCUGGAUUUGAUAUUACAAACUUGGUGACUUUCCCAAAUAACUCCUAUGCCAGAGUUAAGUUGGGAAGGCUGGAUCCAAAGGCUCCUCCUGCCAAAAAGUUCACCAUUAAUGACGACAGAAUUCAGUGGCAUAAGUAUUUCACUCAGGUUCCUCCCUUCUCUCUCUGUAAUGAGAAGUGUGAUCCUGGUUACAGCAGGAAAAAGAUAGAGGGGGAGAAAUUUUGUUGUUACGAUUGUGCUCCAUGUCCGGACGGGAAGAUCACAAAUCAGACAGACAUGGAUAAUUGCAACAGCUGCCCAGAACACCAAUAUCCAAAUCAGAACAAAGAUGACUGUAUUCCCAAAGUUGAAAGCUUCCUUUCUUUUGAAGAACCUUUGGGAAUCAGUUUAGCUUCUUUGGCUCUUUUCUUUUCUGUGGUCACAGUUUUGGUGCUUGCCAUCUUCAUUAAGCAACAAGACACUCCCAUCGUCAAAGCCAACAACCGGAGCCUAACCUAUGUCCUCCUCGUGUCUCUUCUUCUUUGCUUCCUCUGCUCCUUGCUCUUCAUUGGACAGCCCAAUAAAAUGACCUGCCUCCUUCGACAAACAGCCUUUGGCAACAUCUUCUCUGUUGCUCUUUCUUCAGUUUUGGCCAAAACCAUUGUUGUGGUUGUGGCUUUCAUGGCCUCCAGGCCUGGGAACAGUUUUCAGAAAUGGGUGGGGAGAAGAUUAGCACAUUCUAUUGUCAUUUUCUGUUCUCUUGCUCAAGUAGUUAUUUGUACUUCUUGGCUGGCUAGUUCUCCCCCAUUCCCAAAUUUGGACAUGGACUCAGUGUUUGGAGAAAUCAAUAUGGAAUGUAACGAAGGUUCAGUCACCAUGUUCUAUUGCGUUUUGGGCUAUAUGGGAUUCUUGGCCAUUUUUAGCUUCACCGUGGCAUUCCUAGCAAGGAAGUUACCUGACAGUUUCAAUGAAGCCAAGUUCAUCACCUUCAGCAUGCUAGUUUUUUGCAGUGUUUGGCUGUCCUUUGUUCCAACCUACCUAAGUACAAAAGGAAAAUACAUGGUGGCUGUGGAGAUCUUCUCCAUCUUGGUUUCCAGUGCUGGGUUAUUGUUCUGCAUCUUUUCCCCAAAAUGCUACAUUCUUUUGCUAAGGCCUGAUUUGAACAACAAGGAGCAGCUAAUAAGGAGGCAGCCUUACAAUGUCUAA
Molecule: messenger RNA, 2667 nt
Organism: Elgaria multicarinata webbii
Lineage: Eukaryota; Metazoa; Chordata; Lepidosauria; Squamata; Anguidae
Product: vomeronasal type-2 receptor 26-like
Exons: 6
Coding region: 1-2667 (888 amino acids)
Biological process (GO): G protein-coupled receptor signaling pathway
Cellular component (GO): plasma membrane
Molecular function (GO): G protein-coupled receptor activity
Source: RefSeq, a predicted model, not a curated record